UGUGAGUAGUUACCAAGCUACCAAUGUUUUCUUGUAAUUUAAAAUCAACAGAGUAUAUGCAAAAGCAAUUUAAACCAAGUCCUAAUGGCAGAAAAAAGUAUGUACUACAUACAUACAUAUAAAAACCAGAAUAUAAUUUGUAUAUACAUAAUCACUCCAUUACAAAAAUUCCAUUUCGUUACAAUCAUCAGAAACCGUUAAUAACAGAAUUUGUGUUAGGAAAGCCACUAACAAUGUUAUUUUCUAUCUUCAACAACAACAAAUCGAACAAAAAGCAAACAAUGUUCGCAAACAUCGCGGCUUUCUUCAUUGUUCUACAAUUACAUGGGCAGUUAAACAUCACAGGAGCAAACACUGUCGGCCUUGGGAAUCACAUCCUGCAAGAAGGAAAGGUGACGCUUGCGGCAGGCUCGAGGGUUAUUACCAAUAAUGAGGACAUUGAACGGUACAAGGCGAGUUCUGCCGAUGCUUGCGAUGUUAAUUUUGACGUUAACGGGAAUAUCAUUCUCCACUACCGAAAAGAAGCUAGGGCGAGGUAUAAAGGUUGUACUGUGGAUCUUCUAACCGAUAAGGUGGACGAGAUUGUUUUCUGGACUAGAUUGCACGAUUUUAAAGGGCUCGGUUCUUGUAUGGUAAAGAGUAGCAUCAAUUCAAAUGUACUGCCUUUUGCCUACAGUCUGACAAAUGAGGAAGUCAAGGAAUUCCACAAUGGCCCGCGUUUCGCUAAUGUUUCAUGCGAUAGUUGUAUGGAGGGGUGUGUCGAAAAGACAGGUCUAGAAGUUAGAUGGGCACGUGAUAAAGUUGGAAGCAAGGAAUAUGCUGUGAUUUAUGUAAAUCCAAUUGCCACAAAAAUGGUUUAUUAUGCUGGCAUUAAAAGGGACAUGAGAGAACAAUUUGUGGAAUUGAAACAAAGUUUAGUAAUAAACCAAAAAGGCCCUAAAUUUCACAUCAAAUUUUCAAACAACGGGACAGAGUACAUAUAUACUCGACCAUCUAACUGCAUCGAAAAUCCCAAAGAAAACAUUCUCUCACCUUCAACAUGGGAAAUUGUUGGUACGAGUCCAGAGCCUACAAUGAAUCGUUUGUUGGUUUUUCAUCUUCUUCCACAAAGGGCAACACGAAAAAGGCGCAUGAUGCAAAAUCCUUUUAAUGGGUUUAUUGCAUAUGUUGUGAUAAUAGAACGCCCAACAGGACCAAAAUGUGAUGAUUUAAUAAUGAUAUUUAAUACCUCUAUAACAACAACUUCAAGGGCAAGUGACAACAAUGGGCAAGAAUCAACUAAGAUCUCGACAAUUAAGCCCUCCUUCAAAGUUGGUCUUGGGGAUCACAUUCUUCAAGAAGGAAAGGUGACGCUUGCUAACGGAUCUAUGAUUGUCAAAAAAGAAGACGUUGAGCAGUACAUGACGAGUUCUGCUAAUGCUUGCAAUGUUGAUUUUGAUGACGAGGGGAAUAUCGUUCUCCAUUACACAAAUCUAGAGGCGACAAAGGAUAAAGGGUGUACAAUGGAUCUUCUAACCAAUAAGGGGCACGAGAUUGUUUUCUGGACUGGUGUGCAUAAUCUAGGAGGGCUUGAUGCUUGUCUGAACGGGAGUGACAUAAAUUCAAACGUACUGCCUUUUGCCUACAGUCUGACAAAUGAGGAAGCCAAGAAAUUCCACAAUGGCCCGAUUUUCGCUGAUGGUCUCUGCCGAUGUGCUGAGGGAUGUGUCGAAAAGACAGGGCUAGAAGUUAGAUGGGCAUAUGAUAAAAUUGUAGGCAAAGAAAAUGUUGUGCUUUAUGCAAAUCCAAUUGGCACGAAAUUGGUUUACUAUAUUCGUAGAGAAUGGAACUUGAACAGCACAUUUGUGUAUUUUAAUCAAACACACAUCAAACAAACAGUUCCUCAAUUUCACAUCGAAUCUUUAAAGGAAUACAAUGACAGAAAUCCUCAACCAUCUAACUGCAUCAAAAAUCUCAAAGAAAACAUUCUCUCGCCUUCAACCUGGGAAAUUGUUGGUACGAGUCCAGAGCCUAAAAUGAAUCGUUUGUUGGUUUUUCAUCUUCUUCCACAAAAGGCAUCGCGGAAGUGGAUGUUGAUGAAAAAUAAUCAUACUGGAUUACAGGAAUAUGUUGUGAGAAAAGAACACCCAGAAGGUCCAAAAUGUGAUGAUUUGAGGAUUAUAUUUUCUAGAGAUAACUACAAAUUGUUGACUACUCCAACACCUGGCACUUCAACACUGAAAGCAACUCAAGGGGAAAGAAAGACUACAAUUAAUAAAGAAAAUAUAUCCACAUCAACUUCUAGUAUUAAUGAUAGAACAGACUCAUCGUCCAAGAAGGCACCAGAAAUAACUGAAACUUUGACAGCUGUAUUCUCUUUAACAACUACAAUUACAAAAGCUACAACAACAAUAACUACUAUCACCCAAGGCUCUUCAGGCUUUCCGUUUUUUGUGAUUAUUGUUGUUAUCCUGGCUGUUAUUGGGAUUGGAAUUGCUGUCUACUUCUUUGCCUUUAAUAAGGGCUCUGACACGGAGGAGAAAGAUGUUGAGGCAAGUGAUGUGACUAAAAGAGAAGUUAAAGGAGAGGAUCAAAAGGAGGAAGAUAUCAUAGGAGAAAAGAAUGAUAAUGCCAAAGAAGAAGUUCAAAAGAAGGAAGAUGAAAAAGUAAAAGAGAACAAGGAUGAUGUCAAAGGAGAUGAUCAAAAAAAGGAACAUGUCACAGAAGAAGGAAAAAAUGAAGAUGUCAAAAAAGAUGAACAAAAGAAGGAACAUGUCGAAAGAGAAAAUCAAAAGAAGGAAGAUGCUGAAGUAGAAGCAAAGAAAAAAGAUGUCAAAGGAGAAGAACAAAUGAAGGAAAAUGUCAAGGAAGAAAGUCAAAAGAAGGAAUUUAGUGAAGUAGAAGAAAAGAAGGAAGAUCUCAAGGAAAAUAAUCAAAGGAAGGAUGAAGACGGCGAUAAUAAAGCAAAAGAGAAGAUAGAGGCGACUGAAAAGUCAGUGGAGGAUUCUGCAACAACAACUGAAGGAGAAACCAAAGAAGAACAGUCAAAAACUGAAGAUACUGAAGAUAUAAAUGAAGAAGAAGAGAAGGAAGAUGAAACUCAAGAAGAUGAGUCUUAG
Molecule: messenger RNA, 3098 nt
Organism: Meloidogyne enterolobii
Lineage: Eukaryota; Metazoa; Nematoda; Chromadorea; Rhabditida; Meloidogynidae
Source: the annotation of a GenBank genome assembly